This is a messenger RNA of Gorilla gorilla gorilla (western lowland gorilla), 1765 nucleotides long. It is a transcript of the gene IFNGR2, whose product is annotated as interferon gamma receptor 2. Lineage: Eukaryota; Metazoa; Chordata; Mammalia; Primates; Hominidae. Gene Ontology annotation, cellular component: plasma membrane. Gene Ontology annotation, molecular function: cytokine receptor activity; protein binding. The transcript has 7 exons. The record is from RefSeq and is a predicted model, not a curated record. Gene Ontology annotation, biological process: cytokine-mediated signaling pathway. The coding region runs from base 186 to 1199 and encodes 337 amino acids.
GGGGGCGGAGGCGCGGGCGGCCGAGCCGAAUCCCCUCCACCGGGACGCCCCGCUGCCGCUCGGGAAGAGGCGGGCCCUGCGCGCCCUGCGCUCGCCAUGGCGGUUUGGGCGGCGACGUGAGCGGCUCCGCGGACCCCGAGCGGGGCCCCGGCCGCGACCUGAGCCGCCGCCGAGCGCCCGGGGCCAUGCGACCGACGCUGCUGUGGUCGCUGCUGCUGCUGCUCGGAGUCUUCGCCGCCGCCGCCGCGGCCCCGCCAGACCCUCUUUCCCAGCUGCCCGCUCCUCAGCACCCGAAGAUUCGCCUGUACAACGCAGAGCAGGUCCUGAGUUGGGAGCCAGUGGCCCUGAGCAAUAGCACGAGGCCUGUUGUCUACCGAGUGCAGUUUAAAUACACCAACAGUAAAUGGUUCAUGGCCGACAUCAUGUCCAUAGGGGUGAAUUGUAUACAGAUCACAGCAACAGAGUGUGACUUCACUGCCACCAGACCCUCAGCAGGCUUCCCAAUGGAUUUCAAUGUCACUCUACGCCUUCGAGCUGAGCUGGGAGCACUCCAUUCUGCCUGGGUGACAAUGCCUUGGUUUCAGCACUAUCGGAAUGUGACUGUCGGGCCUCCAGAAAACAUUGAGGUGACCCCAGGAGAAGGCUCCCUCAUCAUCAGGUUCUCCUCUCCCUUUGACAUCGCUGAUACCUCCACGGCCUUUUUUUGUUAUUAUGUCCAUUACUGGGAAAAAGGAGGAAUCCAACAGGUCAAAGGCCCUUUCAGAAGCAACUCCAUUUCAUUGGAUAACUUAAAACCCUUCAGAGUGUACUGUUUACAAGUCCAGGCACAACUGCUUUGGAACAAAAGUAACAUCUUUAGAGUCGGGCAUUUAAGCAACAUAUCUUGCUACGAAACAAUGGCAGAUGCCUCCACUGAGCUUCAGCAAGUCAUCCUGAUCUCCGUGGGAACAUUUUCGUUGCUGUCAGUGCUGGCAGGAGCCUGUUUCUUCCUGGUCCUGAAAUACAGAGGCCUGAUUAAAUACUGGUUUCACACUCCACCAAGCAUCCCAUUACAGAUAGAAGAGUAUUUAAAGGACCCAACUCAGCCCAUCUUAGAGGCCUUGGACAAGGACAGCUCACCAAAGGAUGACGUCUGGGACUCUGUGUCCAUUAUCUCGUUUCCGGAAAAGGAGCAAGAAGAUGUUCUCCAAACGCUUUGAACCAAAGCAUGGGCCUAGCCCACCGGCUCCCUGGAAGAGAUCAUCAAGCCAUCGGAGCUGCUAGAGUUCUGUCUGGACUUUCCAGAGACCAGUAUUCCCUUUUGCUGCCUCUAAAAGGCCUGUCCCUGCAGACAUGAGAGAGCAGGUCUGAGACAGCAGGUCUCAUGGGGGUGACAAGCUUUUUUUUUUUUUUUUCUUAAAGAAUUUUCAAAAUCAAACAAGUUUCCAGAAUGAUUUUACGGAGAUAUCCCAGGAAAAUUAAGGCUUCUCUUAAACACUAAAAAGGCAUGUAAUUGCUUGUUAGCAAAAUGGAUAUGACACAUCUCUGAUACUUUUUUCAUUAUUGGUUGGGCUGAGCAGUCAGAAGACCUGGUCGUCUUCUUGACUUUGGCAAAUGAGCCAGAGCCCCUUGGGCAGGUCACACAACCUGUCCCAGCGAGGGACACUGAGUGGCCCUUCAUGUACAUCCAUGGUGUGCUGGCUUAAAAUGUAAUAAAUCUUGUAAAUAUACUCCUAGUAAUUUAAGAUUUUGUUUUUAAACUGGAAAUAAAAGAUUGUAUAGUGCA